AUAAUUUAUAAAUCAACUAAAAGUUACCAAUUAAGUGUCCAAGACGCAACAUCUUCGUAAAUUAAAAAAAGAAUCCCUUCGGUCUCUCCCACCAUUUCCCGCCGUGCGGAGACUACGAACACACUCGCCCAAGCAGCUAUAAAUACCAAUGACAGAAGCUCUCGUAGCAACGAUGCCUGAAAUCAUGGACGGAAAAAGCUCUAGCAACACUGCCGGAAAGCCUAUCAGGUGCCGAGCUGCGAUUGCUAGGAAACCACAGGAACCGCUGGUGAUCGAGGAAGUGAUAGUGGCUGCACCAAAACCUCGCGAAGUUCGAAUCAAAAUCAUAUGCACGUCGCUUUGCCAUAGUGAUAUUAACUACUGGAAAUUGGAGCGUCCUCCUGCAAUUUUCCCCAGAAUACUCGGUCAUGAAGCAAUUGGGGUUGUAGAGAGUAUCGGUGAAGGAGUACAUGAAGUUGUUGAAGGAGACUCUGUGAUCCCAAUGUUUCUGCCAGAUUGUGGUGAAUGUGCAGAUUGUUUGUCCAAAAAAAGCAACCUGUGUUCAAAAUAUCCUUUCCAUUGUACUCCAUGGGUGGGUAGAGAUGAAACAAGCAGAUUCACAGACAUCAAUGGAGAAACUUUAUACCAUUUCCUGCAUGUAUCAAGUUUUACUGAGUACACAGUGGUUGAAAUUGCUCGUGUAAUCAAAGUUGAUCCAGCAAUCCCAGCAAACAGAGCCUGCCUCUUAAGUUGUGGAGUAUCAACAGGGGUAGGUGCUGCUUGGAAAGCUGCAAAUGUGGAAAUUGGAACAACAGUUGCUAUAUUUGGACUGGGUGCAAUUGGGCUAGCUGUUGCUGAGGGAGCAAGGCUAUGUGGAGCUAAGAGAAUCAUUGGUAUUGAUGUGAACCAAGACAAGUUUGAAAUUGGAAAGAAAUUUGGAGUCACUGAUUUUGUGAACCCACGUAACAUCGGGGACAAAACUGUCAGCCAGGUGAUAAUUGAGAUGACUGAUGGAGGUGCAGACUAUUGCUUUGAGUGUGUUGGUUUGACUUCUCUUGUGCAUGAAGCUUAUGAUGCUUCUAGAAAGGGAUGGGGGAAAACGGUUAUGCUUGGAGUUGACCAACCGGAGUCAAUGUUGACUUUAAGUUCUUUUGGGCUACUUGAGGGUGGAAAGUCUCUAACGGGUUCACUUUUUGGAGGUUUAAAACCGAAAUCUGAUAUCCCUGUUCUCAUAAAACGCUACAUGGAUAAGGAACUACAACUUGACUUAUUUGUGACACAUGAGGUUGAGUUUGAUGAUAUCAACAAGGCUUUUGAUUUGCUUCUUGAAGGGAAGAGCUUAAGGUGUGUGAUUUGGAUGAAGAAAUGA
Molecule: messenger RNA, 1348 nt
Organism: Lactuca saligna
Lineage: Eukaryota; Viridiplantae; Streptophyta; Magnoliopsida; Asterales; Asteraceae
Source: the annotation of a GenBank genome assembly